UCGACGGACUUUCAGAAACGAAUCGAGAAUGUUGUUGCCGACGAACGUUGUCGUCGCGUUGCUGCUGAUCGCUGGAGCGGCCUCCUCUGUUUCCUCGUCGUCAUUGUCGUCAUUAUCCUCACAGCAACAGAAACAGUUGCCACCGACAUGUGACAGCAAGAUCUACUGUCAGGGCAACCUGCUGCACACCGUCCAGAUGGCCGAAGUCUUUCCCGAUUCCAAAUCCUUCGUCGACAUGCACAUGAAGAUGGACCCGGAGGAGAUCCUCAAGGAUUUCGACGUCUUCAUGGACGAGCAUAAAGGAGAACCGUCAAAAGAUGACGUGAAGAAGUUCGUGACUGACCACUUCGACAGUGGCAACGAACUUUCCGAAUGGACACCGAACGAUUACAACCCGGAACCCGAAUUCCUGAAGGACAUCAACGACACGGACAUGCAUAAAUUCGCCAAAGAUCUGGUCGGCGUUUGGCCAAAGUUGACGCGCAUCAUGAAACCGGAAGUCCGCGAGCAUCCUGAGAGAUACUCGAUUCUUCCCGUUACCGAAGGUUUCAUCAUUCCCGGCGGAAGGUUCAAGGAGACUUACUACUGGGACACCUACUGGAUCAUCAAGGGAUUGCUGAUCAGUGGAAUGCACGAGACAGCUAGAGGAAUGCUGGACAACUUCGUGACUCUGAUCAAGGAAUACGGGUUCAUCCCGAACGGUUUCAGGAAGUAUUACUUGAAGAGGUCUCAGCCGCCGCUUUUCACGCCGAUGGUCAAGAGUUACAUUGACGCCACCGAGGAUGUCGCCUGGUUGAAGGAUAAUAUACAGUAUUUGGAUGCGGAGCUUCAGUAUUGGGUCGACAAUAAGAUGGUGUCGGUGAAGAAGAACAAGAUGACUUUGAAGAUGUUCAAUUAUAAACCGGAAAGUUUAGGGCCGAGGCCGGAAUCUUACAGGGAGGAUUACUUGACCGUCGAUCAUUUCCCCGAGUCUGAGAAGCAAAGGGUUUACACUGAUCUGAAGGGAGGCGCUGAAAGUGGCUGGGAUUACACCACGCGUUGGAUCUUCGACGCUGAAGGUACUCCCAACAGCAAUCUUUCCGAUAUUCACACCUCAAGAUCGAUUCCCGUCGAUCUGAACAGCUUCCUGUACCGCGCCUUCUCCGAUCUCUCCAAGAUGUACUUGAAGACUCAUCAGCUGGACAAGAGCAAGAAAUGGUUGGAGCGCGCGAUAAAGCUGAAGACCGCAAUCAGCUUGGUCUUCUGGAACAGCGACGACGGUAUCUGGUACGAUUUCGAUAACGUUUUGGGAAUUCAAAGAAAGUACUUCUGGCCGAGCAAUCUUGCGCCUCUGUGGACGGGCGCCUUCAACACUCUGAACAAGAACAUCGGCGAUAAGGUGGUCGACUAUCUGGAGAAGAACAAGGUCUUCCAAUAUUGCGGCGGAACUCCGGCCUCGUUGAUCCGCAGCGGCGAGCAGUGGGACUUCCCGAACGCGUGGCCCCCGCUGCAGGCGAUAAUGGUUCAAGGACUCCAGAAGAGCGGAUCGGAGAAGGCCAAGAAGAAGGCCGAAGAGUUGGCCACCGCUUGGCUGCACGCCAACAUCGUCGGAUUCACGGAAACCGGAGAGAUGUUCGAGAAGUACGACGCUGAGGUGCCCGGACAGUACGGCGGCGGCGGCGAGUACACCGUGCAGAGCGGAUUCGGAUGGACGAACGGCGUCGCCCUAGAAUUCAUCAAAGAGUAUUACACGCAUUAAGCUACGAAAACCAAUCAGAAUUAACAACAACAACACUUAACGCAAUUCUGACUAACCCUGAAUAUAUAUAAUACGCACACGUACCUUAUUUAUUUGGCUUUAAAAUAAAUUAUUGCAACAA
Molecule: messenger RNA, 1859 nt
Organism: Nicrophorus vespilloides
Lineage: Eukaryota; Metazoa; Arthropoda; Insecta; Coleoptera; Silphidae
Product: trehalase-like
Exons: 2
Coding region: 29-1738 (569 amino acids)
Biological process (GO): trehalose catabolic process
Molecular function (GO): alpha,alpha-trehalase activity
Source: RefSeq, a predicted model, not a curated record